Messenger RNA from Cygnus olor (mute swan), 1687 nucleotides. It is a transcript of the gene SNCA, whose product is annotated as synuclein alpha. Bases 236 to 667 code for a protein of 143 amino acids. Lineage: Eukaryota; Metazoa; Chordata; Aves; Anseriformes; Anatidae. The record is from RefSeq and is a predicted model, not a curated record. The transcript has 6 exons. Gene Ontology annotation, molecular function: cuprous ion binding. Gene Ontology annotation, biological process: regulation of dopamine secretion; synapse organization; synaptic vesicle endocytosis. Gene Ontology annotation, cellular component: axon terminus; cytoplasm; neuronal cell body.
CUCCCUCACACUCGCUCCCCGCUGCACUGCCGUCGGGGCGGCGCCAGGAGACCCAGCCCGCGCUCCCCCGCCCCGGGGAUGUGCUGAGAAGGGGCCCUCUCCGCGCAUCGCUCUCCUCCUCAUCAUCAUCUUCCACCACCUCCUCCUCCUCCUCCCCCCGCCCACAGCCUCCUCGCAGCGGCCCGGAGCCGGCGGCGGUGGAGCCCGGCGUGUUGUGUGAAGAAAUUCUUCAGCCAUGGAUGUGUUCAUGAAAGGACUUAACAAGGCGAAGGAGGGAGUCGUAGCAGCAGCAGAAAAAACCAAGCAGGGUGUAGCAGAAGCAGCAGGAAAGACGAAAGAAGGCGUCCUCUAUGUAGGUUCCAGGACCAAGGAAGGAGUUGUUCAUGGUGUCACAACAGUGGCUGAGAAGACCAAAGAGCAAGUAUCUAAUGUUGGGGGAGCUGUGGUGACAGGAGUGACGGCAGUGGCACAGAAGACAGUGGAAGGCGCAGGGAACAUUGCUGCAGCCACUGGCUUGGUGAAGAAGGAUCAGUUGGCUAAACAGAAUGAAGAAGGUUUCCUGCAGGAAGGAAUGGUGAAUAAUGCAGAUGUUCCUGUGGAUCCUGAGAAUGAGGCUUAUGAAAUGCCUCCAGAGGAAGAGUAUCAAGACUAUGAACCCGAAGCAUGAGAGACCUUUCCUUCCUUUGUAUCUCCUGAAACCUACUAACAAAGACGUCACAUCCUGUACAAGUGCUGAGUUCCAAUGUGCCCAGUCGUAAAAUUUUUUUACAGUUUUUACAGUGUUUUUUGAAGUCUUCCAUCAGCAAUGAUUGGAGUAUCUGUGACUGCAUCCACCUUGUUUCAGCAUUUCCCUCCUGCUGAAAUGAAAGCUGGUUGGCAAGGUCAUUGUUGUGCUGUGGAUAUUGUGGCUUCAAGUUUAAAAAUUAAAAAGAAAAUACUAAAUAAAAACACCUAAGUGUCUACUGCUUAUUUUUAACUCUGUACAUGUUUUGUUGAUAGGCUGUCAGUAAUUUGAUAUUGUUUAUGAUACAGUUUUUAUUUGUUUCCAAUGACUAUUCUUUCUGUGCAGAGAUGACUUAUUGUGAGAGCUUUAUAUAUAUGUGUAUGUAUUAUAUAUAGAAAAAAGUAACUGAGCAUGAACUAUGCACUUAUAAAUAUUAGCUGUUGAAAUUUUAUUGUUUUGUGAUGUGUUCUGUUAACUCUGUCUGUAAAUAAUAGUGUUCAACUGAAGCAAAUAAAAUAUAACCCAUUAAAAAUGAACUUACAAUUUAGUGAUGAUUUGUAACACCUUAUUUUCUCUCCAAGAGCACAUGUUGAAAAAUUCAGGCUGCGUUGCUUCCUGUGAAGGAACUGGAGGAACAAAACAAGCAAACAGAUAUCUGGCUUAUACCAAAAUCAGGAUGAAGAAUGAGAGUAUCAGGGCUGGUUCCUCAGCUGGAGUAAAUUGUUUGACAAAAGAGAUUUAUCUGUAGUGCUAAUGAACUUUCCACUCUAAGGAGAACCUAAGAGUGAAUGAAACCAUUAAUAAUGGGUUACAGAAGGCUAGCAGGGUAUUGUGAGGCUCUUUAAAGAAUUACCGUUUCAAGGUUUUUAACACACUGGGCUACAAGAGUACAGAAGAGUGAUGGAUUAGUUGCAAUCAAGUUGUCUUGUAUAAAGUCUCAUUUAGUAAAAGUACAGUCUAGUG